AUGCAUAUUACAGGAUACCCUUCAAGAGAUUUGCGAGUACAAAUUGCGGAAGAUGAAUGGAAAUAUGCUUUAGAUAUGUGGAUUAGAUGUAUUGAAUACUUUAUGGGUAUUUCAGAUGCAGAAUUUGAAUGUUUACUUGAUGAUGUGGAAAGUGAAUCUUUAUAUAUAUUUAUUAAAAAUUAUUUGGAUGCGCAUACACCAAGGAAAUGUGUUAAGCUAUUGGACAAUAUUGAUAAUGAAGAGGAUGAUCUGCUGGAAAAGAAUCUAUUUUCAUUAUUAUAUAGGAUUUUUACUUUAGAACGACCAACUACACAUAUUUUUAAAAUUCCUUUUGUAAUAUUUGAUUUCUGUACACUUUUUGGAUUUAGUAGUGCAACAUGUGUCUAUUUUGCUUUGGAAAAUGUUUAUAAAUAUGCAAAAAAAGAAGUAUUUUUGCAGAUACAAAAUGUUUAUGAAAAUUUUCGGGAAUUAAUGGAUAAACUUGUUUCUUUAAAGGAUAAGGAGCUAUUAGAGGAUCCAAUGAUGUACAGGGUUGCUUUUCGAUCGUUAAUAGUAUUUAUUCAGUUUUGUUUUCCGGCUACUUGUGUAUUUUUACAAGAUGAAGAAUUUUUACGAUUAAUGAUACGUCUUUAUCAUGAGAGUUCUGUCGCAGAUGAGAUGAAAUCUGAUUUUUUGUGUUUAGUAUAUACGCUUUUUACCGCUUUUCUUUCGGAAAAUGAAGCGCGUUUGUUAAUUAUUAAAAGAUUUAUGUGGUUAUAUGAACAAUUGUCAUUAGAAACUGCACUUUUGCAUGAUCUUGUACUUGAUACAUCAAUUGUUGAACGUUUUUAUGAGGUCGAGUUAUUUUCUGAAGAAAUUAUGUCACAACUUAGGGUUUUAAGAGAAAAUAAUGAGAUAAAUAAUUCAAAAAAAUCCUUAGAUUCUUCCUUGGAUCCGUCAAUUAAACGAUUAUCUUUGAUAUCUCAUAUUAAAGAUAUAUUUCCUGAUUAUAGUGAAGAAUUUAUUGAAUCUUUCCUUAAGGAAUAUUGUGAUGAUGUUGAAGCAGUAAUUGCUCGUAUUUUGGAAGACUCUUUUUCAUCGAACAUUCCUUCAGUAGAUAAAAAGGCUUCUAAUUUUAAAUUAAAUGACGGGGGAUUGUCAAAACAUGUUUCAAAAAUGUUAGUUGAUCAGACAGAUGAUACGAAUAUGUUUGUAGAUCAUCCUAAAAUAUAUAAAGGGAAAAAAAUUUUUGAGACAGCAGAUGAUAUAUUAAAAGACAAAUCAUUUAUUCGUGAAUAUAAACAAACUAUAUUGGACUUGGAGCUUCUUAAUCAAGAUGAUGAAAGAGAUGAUACUUAUGAUAAUGUUGAUGGAUUUAUUAAUUUAGAAUCAUAUGAAGAAAAGAGCUCUAAUAAGUUGAUGAAUAAUAUGGAUGAAAUGUUAUAUUUAACAUAUAUAAUAUCACCUGAGGUUUUUGAACGUGGUUCUCAUAUUAGAAGAUCUUCUGCUAGAAUAGAGCUUCGUUCAAAAACAGGUUUGUCUGAUGAACAAAUUGAAGGUUGGAAAAUCAUGUUGGAUAGGAAUCCUAAACGAAUAGAAAAGCUUGAAAAUAUGUUCAAGUUUUAUGACGAUAAUAAUUUAAUUUCUUUAGAAAGUGAUCAAAAUGAUAAAUUCAAUAAAAAUUCCCGAAUUUCUCAAUUUUCAUAUAAGAAAGGUAAAAAAAAUAAAUAAAAUAUUUAAAAAAGGUAUCAUGUUAGAAUAUUUUUUAAA
Pneumocystis murina B123 is the source of this 1749-nucleotide messenger RNA. RefSeq lists its product as hypothetical. Gene Ontology annotation, molecular function: ubiquitin binding. Bases 1 to 1710 code for a protein of 569 amino acids. The transcript is spliced from 6 exons. The record is from RefSeq and is a predicted model, not a curated record. NCBI's taxonomy places the organism in Eukaryota, Fungi, Ascomycota, Pneumocystomycetes, Pneumocystales, Pneumocystaceae.